Misgurnus anguillicaudatus (oriental weatherfish) is the source of this 916-nucleotide messenger RNA. RefSeq lists its product as uncharacterized. Lineage: Eukaryota; Metazoa; Chordata; Actinopteri; Cypriniformes; Cobitidae. The record is from RefSeq and is a predicted model, not a curated record.
UGCCAUAAAAGUGUACAAACUUCACUGUCGCACUUUAAACCCUCCCUCAGAUAAGAGUCACUGUGAAAUCACAGCAGUGUCUACAUUAGUCCUGUAAGCACCUGUUUAUUAAGGGUUGGAUCUGACACAAAAAUGAAUGACUCCUUUUCAGCUUUUCAGAUUUUCAUACCUACCUUUAUCUGUUUUACUUUGAUAAUGUGCUGCGCUGGCUUUUGUAAGGUCUUCCUACGGGCCCGUAAGGAGCAUCUUCAGCGGCUGGCAGCUCAAGUUCGGGAACAAACACCUGUCUAUGUCAUUCCCAUCUCUGUGUCCGAGGAUGAUUUGCACAGACCCCCGCUUUACAGCACAGUGCAGUUCUAUGACCCACCUCCUGCUUACAAUGAGGUAAAACCUGAGGCCUUUCUGCAGGAACCCCCACCUACAUACAGCGAGACUUUCUCUUCUUCACUACCACAUUCAUAAAACAAAAUGCUUUUACAAGCACUUGGACUGGUAGAGAGAACAGAGAAUAUAUUAGGGAAUGUGAGGAAACCUUGCAUCUUCAUGAUUUUUAAAAGUCACUCAUGCUGCUGCUACUUACCCUACCAAUGCAAAGUUUUAAAUCAUAAGAGAGGGACUUUUAUAUUGGAUAAUAAACUGUGAUUCUGCUGAGAUUUUAAGUCCAUAUGAAUUUUUAAAGGAGCUUAUUUAUAGAUUGGGCAGCUUUACAGUUUAAAAGUAUAUGUGUUGUAGUUUGUAAAUAUUUGUAAAUAUGUACAUGCUGUACCUUGUUGCUACAUUUAUAAGUGAGGUGAUGUUUUUUUGUAAACGUUAAAUGAUAAGUGGUUGACUGUAUGUGUCCAUCAGAUUUCUUUAUAAAAAAUGGGUCCACACACACUGAAAUAAAUUUUUUAAAUAAAAAAAAUUCCUUAAAGAG